UGGCCAGACCACGCCACUAUAAAAGGGAAGAUUGGUCUGGCACCGAGCUAGCGUCUGCCACUACCAAACAUUUCUGUGGACUUUCGAAUUCUCUCAUCGGAUCUGUGUGCUUGCUGCCAGUGCUGGCGUGUCGUGCUGGACUUUGUGUUUUCUGCCCCAGUGAGAGCUGCAACUAUUUCCUACUGGACUACCACCAUGUACAUGACCCCACCCCGGGGCGACACGAUCACGUCUUGGGACUGACACUGUUGGCUGACGUCACCAGGUUGUGACUGCCAUGUGACACUCGUCACUCCGUGACCACGUGACACUGACACCUGUAUAUACUAUGUAAAUAAUUAACCGACCAGGCCUAAUCCGUGCAAUAUUUUGUAACAUAGUUUUUUUUUGUGUGUAUGUGUGCCUUACAUUCUCAUGCCCGUGCCUUGAAUUCAUGCUAAUUAAUUGUCGUGGAAACUCUUAAGUUUAGCUCAUUAAUUGAAAUAAAAUUAAAUUAACUAAUUGAAAUAAAUUUAGCUCACUAAUUGAAAUACUUAACUCACUAAUUGAAAAACGUUUAAGUCACUAAUUGAAAUACUUAAGUUAACUCAAAUUGAAAUCAAAUUUAGUUCACUUAUUGAAAUAAGUUAGUUCACUAAUUAAAAUAAUUAAGUUUAUCUCUCUAAUUGAAAGCUUUAGCACCGUGCUACCAACCAGAGCUAGUCUAGCACCUGUACAUACCUUGACCACCAAGCUGCUGCCAUUCCCGCUGCCUUAGAUGACCACGCCCAGCCAUAUCCGGUCACCGACGGACUUCGCUAGGCUGGUUUAGAUCCCAAGUGCUAUCUUCUUCUUUACAAUUUUACAUUCGUUUCUUUUACAAGUGCAAUAUUUUACAUAUUUUCCAUUUUUUUAAUGUGCGUAUUGUUUGAAAUCAACUAUUGAGCCACAAUUUUCAACCAAAUGAACUCGUGCCUUUAACCAAUUUUAUACCGUCAUCUGUGCAAUAGCCCAAUCCUUUGGUUCGACAUUUUGUCUGUCGUAAAAUUUCAUUUUUAUGAGACGCAUUCUUAUUUCAUUUGCGUAAAACGCGACCCGAUUUUUACAAGUGAUAUAUUUUUAUUUCGUUGUGUGUCGUGUGUCCAACUUUUUAAAAUUUCGACUCUACCCUGGUCACGUGGGAAGAAGCGGAGUGGCGAGAGUGUCAUCAUGCCACGUCACUUCCUGGUCAAACGUCACAAGCACUGUCCGGCCUUCUCCUACCGUGAUCCGGCGCUGGACGGGCCGGACGCCGACACGGAGAAACACCUGCGGGACGGGGAGGGGGAGUACGUGGCCUACGGGUCGCCUGACUCCGGGUACGCCGCCAGCCCCAACUCUCUGGGUCGGGAGAAGGAAAACAUGGCGGCCAACGAGAGCAACAACAACAGGAACAAAGUCAACAACAACAGCCUCAUGCACCACCACGCCAGCACCAUCAGCUACAUCAGCAACCGCCAGUUUCGCGUGGACAACAACAACCAUACCACUGGUAGUGGCAACAGCGUCAUGUAUGAGCCAUUAGACGCACCCAUCGACCUGAGCAUGCCCAGCAGAAGACGGAGCCCGGGGUGUGACUUUGAGAAGCCCCCCCACCUUCAACUCGGCUACCCCAGGGUCGUGUCCCCGCAGCGCGAGGGACGGGACAUGUGUGCGGACACGUGUAACAGCGUCUACCUGACCCAGGCCAGUCUGAGGUCACUUCCGGUUCUGGUGUGCCCGAGGACUGUCAGCCCCUACAUCGUGCACGCCGACACGGCCGACUGCCCCCAGCUGUACUCACUCAACCACCCCCACCCCCACGGGCACACCUCCCCACCACCGCAGCAUGAACAAAGAUCUGCUUCACCCUACCCCCACCCCACCUCGCCCUACCCCCACCCAGCCUCGCCCUACCCCCACUCCGCCUCGCCCUACCCCCACUCCGCCUCGCCCUACCCCCACCCCGCCUCGCCCUACCACCCCCAGCUCGCCCAGCCCCACCAGACUUUGGUCAGCCCCAGCAGGAAGCGGCUCAUGUCUGAGGACGACAGUCUGGACGUGCAGGACCUGUCCAGGAGCGCCCCUCCGCUCAAGUCCAUCGGCAACUCCAUCCCCACCCUCAGGACGCCCCACCCCAAGGAGGCCGCGGCUCUCGUGUCUAAGACAACUGGGGCGCCGGGCAAGAAGCAGCAGGCGUCAAGCAGCGGGCGGCGGCUGAAGGCUGUCCGCAAGCUGAACUUUGACAUCGACACCACGUCACCCGUGUCUGGCACCAUCAUCAAGGAGGCGGCGGACUUUCAUCCGGAGGAGGGUCGUGUGGUGUACGGAGACAUCGAGCCCAGCUACAACUUUGUGGAGGUGACGCCCGAGGCCCGGGCCGAGCUGGAGAAGAUCGAGAACAAGAUCGGGGACUACAUCUGCCAGCUGUGUAAGGAGUUGUACGAGGACGCCUUUCAGUUGGCCCAGCACAGGUGCUCGCGUAUCGUCCACGUGGAGUACCGCUGUCCUGAGUGCGAGAAGGUCUUCAACUGUCCGGCCAACCUAGCGAGCCACAGACGCUGGCACAAGCCGAGGGUCAGCAGCAAGGUCGCCCAGACCGGAAGUUCCAAGCUUGAGCCAGCCGGCUACAAGAUCGCCCCGAGGCCGGAGAUCAAGAACCUGUCCGGCACGCUGACCAGACCAGACUCAGUGGAACCACAGGACAGUCGUCUGCCUGCAGCAGGACAGGUGGGAGCAGGACAGGUGGGAGCAGGACAGGUGGGAGCAGGACAGGUGGGAGCAGGAAGCUUCAGGGAAGCUGGGUCAGCACUUCCUGUACAAAUACUCAAGGUGAAAGACCUUCAUCAGGGCAGGGUCAAGGGUGAACCACUGACGAUCACGCUCCUUAGUUCUGAGCAAAUUGCAGACAAAAGUCUGCCCGAGCCAACGACAGAUAAAAGUCUGCCCGAGUCUGAAGGUUUCAAAUCUGAGCCUGAAUCUGAGAGGGAUGUCACAGAACAGGAAGUGACGUCGUGUGUAUCACAAGCUACGUCACAUCCGCUGUACACCGUUAGAGUUAUAUCAAGGGGCAGCUCUGACGUCACCAGCACCUUAGACUGUGUGACCCCCGGCACAUUAGGCAGCAGUCUGACCCCCGCCACGUUAGGGAGCAGUCUGACCCCCGGCACAUUAGGGAGCAGUCAGACCCCCGGCACGUUAGGCACCAGUCUGACCCCCGGCACAUUAGGCAGCAGUCUGACCCCCGCCACGUUAGGGAGCAGUCUGACCCCCGAAGAACGUUCUCUGGUGCUACAAGUUUUGAACGCACACAGUCGCCAGCAACAGACCACGACCAUCACAGCGACCAGCACCAUAAUGACGCCGUCAGUGUCGGAGAGUCGUGGUGACUCUCAGAGACCCGAGCAGCGGAGUCACGAGUCGAGCAGCGUCAGGGCCGACAGCGACGCGAGGGCUGCAGCUGUUAGCAGCCCCGUUCAAGGUUUGACCGCUGGACGUCUGCACACAGACGUGGCCUUGACUCAACUUCCGGUCAGCCAACAACUUCCGGUUAGCCAACAACUUCCGGUCAGCCAACAACUUCCGGUCAGCCAACAACUUCCGGUCAGCCAACAACUUCCGGUCAGCCAACAACUUCCGGUCAGCCAACAACUUCCGGUCAGCCAACAACUUCCGGUCAGCCAACAACUUCCGGUCAGCCAACAACUUCCGGUCAGCCAACAACUUCCGGUCAGCCAGCAACUUCCGGUCAGCCAGCAACUUCCGGUCAGCCAGCAGGUUGAAUGCCCGGCAUGUGGAAAAAAGUUCCAGAGACAGGCGUAUCUCCGCAAGCACGUGCUGAGUCAGCAUGGCCAUCCGGCGCAAAACACACACGGCCAUCCUACAAAUGAUCAAACGGGCCAUCCUACAGAUAAUCAAACGGGCCAUCCUACAGAAAAUCAAACGGCCCAUCACAUAAAGACUGAAAACAGCCAGCUUAAAGAUAAUCAAAUCGACCAUUCUAUAGAAAAUCAUACUGGCCAUUUUAUAAAAAAUCAGACAUCUCAUCUUACAAAGACUAAAACUGGCCAUCCAACAGAGAAUCAAAGCGGCCAAGCUGACUUAGUGCCUGACACCAAGGCGGCCAUCUCGCGCCGAUCGGGCGUCACGUGCAGUAUCUGCUGCAAGACGUUCCCCAGCGACUCCUCUAGACUGAAGCACGAGGCGUCCUCCCACGGCCUUCACCUUCAGUUCUCCUGCAGCACGUGCGGCACCGCCUUCAGCAGCAAGGCGGCAGCAGACCGCCACAGCCGGAGCUCCCACUCGAGCGAGACCUUCUCCUGCAAGUACUGCACCAGCAUGUUCCACAGCUCGCCCGGACUCACGCGGCACAUCAACAAGUGCCACCCCACGGAGAACCGGCAGGUCAUCCUGCUGCAGCUGCCUACGUCAUCCAGGACCUGCUAGCUGACCAGCUGCCACGUCAUCAAGCUGACCAGCUGCCACGUCAUCAAGCUGACCAGCUCAACUGGGACACAUCUCGCUGUCUAGUGAUGCUAAAAAUAGCCAGCCAAUCAGCUGCCGUGCUACUGAUACCAAAACAAUUCAAAUAAUACUGGAAAUUGUAGUUUGGAUUAGUUGUGUCAGGGUGAAUAUAUGUUGAAUUUGAUGAGUGUUGAGAGCACAAGUGAUAUAAUGUUAUAUUUUUUUCUACGCUGUUGUUGGAAUGCCUGUUUAAAACACCAACAGAUCUUUCUCACAAUGAAGGUCAGGGUCAAAUGCUAUAGAUGUCAGGGUCAGAUUGUUGUGCGUGUUAACAAGCGUGUCAGCUGUAUGACGUAUAUGUGUUACAAGCGUGUCAGUUGUAUGACGUAUAUGUAUGCUGAAAUAAAGAAAGUUCGUAAAAUGUUACGCCCAAGUGCAAUGUUUGAGUAAGUGAAUAGAAUCUGUUGAGUUGGUCAACUUAUGGUCAACAUGUGGUCAACAUGUGGUCAACAUGUGGUCAACAUGUAGUCAACAUGCGGUCACCAUGUGGUCAACAUGUGGUCAACAUGUGGUCAACAUGUGGUCAACAUGUGGUCAACGUGUGGUCAACAUGUGGUCAACGUGUGGUCAACAUGUGGUCAGCCUGUGGUCAACAUGUGGUCAACAUGUGGUCAACGUGUGGUCAACAUGUGGUCCACAUGUGACACCAUCUCAGACAGAUUAAAUUUGAUAAAAUCCUGAAAGUUUUAAAUAAUCUAUAGAACUGUUAACUGUAUCAUUCUUUUUAUAAGCAAUAUUUUGGGCAACUACAUUGUUGUGCAAUAUUUUGGACCACUACAUUGUUGUGCAAUAUUUUGGACCACUACAUUGUUGUGCAAUAUUUUGGACCACUACAUUGUUGUGCAAUAUUUUGGGCCACUACAUUGUUGUGCAAUAUUUUGGACCACUACAUUGUUGUGCAAUAUUUUGGGCCACUACAUUGUUGUGCAAUAUUUUGGGCAACUACAUUGUUGUGCAAUAUUUUGGACCACUACAUUGUUGUGCAAUAUUUUGGACCACUACAUUGUUGUGCAAUAUUUUGGACCACUACAUUGUUGUGCAAUAUUUUGGACCACUACAUUGUUGUGCAAUAUUUUGGACCAAAACAUAUAUCGUGUAAACGUUGGACAAAUACUUAUAUUGUGCAAUAUUUUGACCAGUACGUAAAUUGUGCAAUAUUUUGACCAUACCGUAUAUUGUGUAAUAUUUUGACCAUACCGUACAUUGUUUAAUAUUUUGACCAUAACGUACAAUGUGCAAUAUUUUGACCAGUACGUACAAUGUGCAAUAUUUUGAACAAUACCUAAAGGCCCUAUUUUGCAAUAAUUUUUACCAAUAUAUAUUGUGUAAUAUUUUGGACUAAUACAUAUAUUGUUCAACAUUUUUUACCAUUACGUAUAUUGUGCAAUAUUUUGGCCCAAUACAUGUAUUAAACAAUAUUUAAAUGUGCACUAACAAUGACUUGCUUUGAUUUUAUUAGACCACCAAAGAGGUAAUACAAAAUAAAUAUUAUCCAAAAUUGAACUUUGAUGCAAUAUUUACAGCUAAUGUACUCGCCUGUUUACAAAUAUGCAUUCUUAUAUCUUGAUAAAGGACAUGAUAUAUUUUACAUUUAAUGAAUGGGCCAGCAUUGCAUGUAAUGUUGGGCCAACCUCUGGGCCAACCCGUGGGCCAACCUCUGGGCCAACCCGUGAGCCAACCAGCAGGUUUACCCAGCACAAUGUGCAAGUCUACAUGUCCAGAUUUUACAAAUGUUACCAGCCAGAUUUUGUACCAGCCUCUAAAACUUAUACUGGAAACA
Molecule: messenger RNA, 6301 nt
Organism: Physella acuta
Lineage: Eukaryota; Metazoa; Mollusca; Gastropoda; Physidae
Biological process (GO): negative regulation of transcription by RNA polymerase II; regulation of cell cycle process; neuron differentiation
Cellular component (GO): nucleus; transcription repressor complex
Molecular function (GO): RNA polymerase II cis-regulatory region sequence-specific DNA binding; DNA-binding transcription repressor activity, RNA polymerase II-specific
Source: RefSeq, a predicted model, not a curated record